Lactuca sativa (garden lettuce) is the source of this 1029-nucleotide messenger RNA. The record is from RefSeq and is a predicted model, not a curated record. NCBI's taxonomy places the organism in Eukaryota, Viridiplantae, Streptophyta, Magnoliopsida, Asterales, Asteraceae.
UGUUGGGUUGCUUUCUUCUUAAUUGUUAAGGUUUUUGAUCAUUCAUUUCGAAAGCAAACCGAAGAAGAAAACACAGAAAAGAGAGAGAGAGAGAAGAAUCAAAAAUGUCGUUCACAGGAACUUUAGACAAAUGCAAAGCUUGUGACAAGACUGUCUAUUUUGUUGAUUUAUUGAAUGUAGAUGGAAUGACAUAUCAUAAAUCAUGUUUCAAAUGUACCCAUUGCAAAGGAACGCUUGUGAUGAGCAACUACUCCUCCAUGGACGGAGUCCUCUAUUGCAGGACUCAUUUUGAACAACUUUUCAAGGAAUCGGGAAAUUUUAGCAAGAAUUUUCAAACGUCAAAAGCGGAAAAAGAUUCACAGCCAAAGGCACCACCAAGUAAAGUUUCAUCUAUGUUCUCUGGAACUAUAGACAAAUGUAGAGCUUGUAACAAAACCGUUUAUCCUCUGGAAAAGGUGACCAUGGAAGGAGAACCAUACCACAAGUUAUGCUUCAAAUGUGCUCAUGGAGGUUGUCCUCUUACACAUGCAUCAUAUGCUGCCCUUGAUGGUGUCUUAUAUUGUAAGCACCAUUUUGCUCAACUUUUCAUGGAAAAGGGAAACUACUCUCAUGUCCUUCAAGCCGCAAACCAAAAACAUACUGCUUCCUCAUCCGAAGAGCAACCACCAGUAGAAGAAGGUGAACACACCGAUGAUACCCAAUCUGAACCACCACCGGAGGCUGAAGAAGAAAAAGAAGAAGAAAAAGAAAAAGAAAAAGAAAAGGAAGAAGAAGAAUCCUAAACAAUACAUCAAUCAUACAACCAUACACAACCACGUUUUUGGCUAAUUUUUGUCAUAUUGAUUGUAUAUUUAAGAAAAAUGUUUCACAUUAAUUCCUAUAGAGGAAAUACCAAAAACCCAGAAAUUAUUUCUUAUUUUGUGAUUUAUUUGAUUGUCAAAUCUAUAUUGAGUGUCAAUGUAUGUAUGUUUAUACAAACGAAUGUGUAAAUGUUUUGGAGUUCAUGAAUUUAUGACUUAUUUUUAAGAA